CCCCUCUUCCGGAAAUUUAGGGAUUCUCAAUCCAUUUGUUUGUGAUUUUUGGUGAUCUGUAGAUCAGAUUGAGUGUUUUGAGCUUCGAAUUUGAGCUGCACGUCGCGGAAUUUUAAUCCAAACCCUUCGAAUUGGGGAAAUUUAGGGUUUUUUUUUGCUGCAUUCAGUGUGAUUUCUGGUGAUUUUUGGUGAUUUGUGGAUCGGAUUGAGUGUUUUGAGCUUCGAAUUGAGCUACGUAGGUCGCGGAAUUGAUCGUGGGGGUGGAUUGGGGGAGAGAUGGGCGAGGGCGAGCGGUGCCAACUAGGGACCGUUGGCGCGCUGAGCUUGUCGGUGGUGUCGUCGGUCUCGAUCGUUAUCUGCAACAAGGCGCUCAUCAGCUCGCUAGGGUUUACGUUUGCCACUACUUUGACAAGCUGGCAUCUUCUGGUUACAUUCUGUUCGCUUCAAGUUGCAUUAUGGAUGAAAUUUUUUGAACACAAGCCUUUCGAUUCAAGGACAGUUAUGGGCUUUGGAAUACUUAAUGGAAUCUCUAUUGGGCUGUUGAACUUGAGCCUGGGUUUCAAUUCUGUCGGCUUUUAUCAGAUGACAAAAUUGGCUAUAAUUCCUUGCACAGUUUUAUUGGAGACUCUUUUCUUCCGGAAGAAGUUCAGUAGGAGUAUCCAGCUCUCACUUACUAUCCUUCUUUUUGGUGUUGGGAUUGCAACUGUGACAGAUCUCCAACUUAAUAUUUUGGGAUCCAUAUUGUCUCUUCUUGCAGUUGUUACAACUUGCAUUGCUCAAAUUAUGACAAAUACCAUUCAGAAGAAGUUUAAGGUAUCCUCAACGCAACUACUCUACCAAUCUUGCCCUUAUCAAGCAUUAACCCUAUUCAUUAUCGGUCCAUUUCUUGAUGGCUUUCUAACGGAUCGGAACGUCUUCGCUUUCCAAUACACUCCUUUAGUUUUGCUUUUCAUUGUGCUGUCCUGCCUAAUAUCGGUUUCUGUCAACUUCAGCACUUUUCUUGUGAUAGGAAAGACAUCUCCUGUCACUUAUCAAGUAUUGGGCCAUCUUAAGACAUGCCUUGUUUUGGCUUUUGGCUACGUUUUGCUUCACGAUCCUUUUAGCUGGAGAAAUAUACUGGGAAUUCUAAUCGCCCUAAUUGGGAUGAUCUCGUAUUCAUACUUUUGUACUAUUGAGAGCCAGCAAAAAGCUAGUGAAGCAUCUGCUCAGAUACCACAGGUAAGAGAAAGUGAGUCCACUCCUUUAAUCACCGUCGACAAUGGAUCAAGUGCAGUUUCCGGUGGUACUGAUCUUAAAGCGCCUGCAUGGAGCUCAAACAAAGAUUUGCGCGCAUGAGAACCGACCCGCUCGAACAACGCUACACACAAAUGGAGUAUAGAAUCUCAUUCUUCUAUGGUGAUGAGUGCCUCCGCAAAUUUGCAUAAAAUAUUUGUGUAGUCUCUCUUAGAAUAUUUCAUUUGGUUUUUUUCAUUAUAUGUAUAUGGGAAAUGUGGGAAUUGUAUAAGAAUAUUACUAUAAUCUCCACUAGUUAUUUUAAGUCCCAGAGAUGAAAAGAAAUAUCAGAGUAUUAGAACAAUUACUGUGUCAUGCUAAAGCUCUUUUUCACUUCUUUUUGGAGGAAGCAGUAAUUUGAGUGGAAAUUUAAGUGCAUUGCAUUUAUAAAGAAGCUCUGCAAUACUAA
This is a messenger RNA of Ananas comosus (pineapple), 1681 nucleotides long. RefSeq lists its product as uncharacterized. Bases 277 to 1335 code for a protein of 352 amino acids. Gene Ontology annotation, molecular function: antiporter activity; UDP-xylose transmembrane transporter activity. The transcript has 8 exons. The record is from RefSeq and is a predicted model, not a curated record. Gene Ontology annotation, cellular component: Golgi apparatus. NCBI's taxonomy places the organism in Eukaryota, Viridiplantae, Streptophyta, Magnoliopsida, Poales, Bromeliaceae.